This is a messenger RNA of Panicum hallii, 1490 nucleotides long. RefSeq names its product probable carboxylesterase 2. Gene Ontology annotation, molecular function: hydrolase activity. NCBI's taxonomy places the organism in Eukaryota, Viridiplantae, Streptophyta, Magnoliopsida, Poales, Poaceae. Bases 42 to 1355 code for a protein of 437 amino acids. The transcript has a single exon. The record is from RefSeq and is a predicted model, not a curated record.
CAAAGAGUGCAAACACAGAUAGACUGAAUUAAAAGAUCACUAUGCAGGCAAACAAGUCCUUUGUGGAUGUUGCCGAUGAAGUCGACCUUGACCUCUCCCCAUUCCUAAAACGGUACAAGGAUGGCCGAAUCGAGCGGUUGCUGAUGAGUCCUUUCAUAGCUGCGUCGGAGAACCCGACAGCCAACCGCGGGGUGGGAACGAGAGAUGUGGUCAUCGACCACGGCACCGGCGUGUCGGCACGGCUGUUCCUCCCCUACCGAGCCGCCAUGGCCGGCAGGAGGCUCCCCCUCGUCGUGUACAUUCACGGCGGCUCCUUCUGCACGGAGAGCGCCUUCUGCCGGACGUACCACGGCUACGCCACCUCCCUCGCCGCCAACGCCGGGGCGCUCGUCGUGUCGGUGGAGUACCGCCUCGCGCCGGAGCACCCCAUACCCGCGGCCUACGACGACGCAUGGUCUGCGCUCAAAUGGGUGGCCUCCCUCGCCGACCCAUGGCUCGCCGACUACGCGGAUCCCAGGCGCACGUUCCUCGCCGGCGACAGCGCCGGCGGUAACAUCGUAUACCACACGGCAGCGCGGGCCAGCCGGGAAGGCAUCGACAUCGAGGGGGCGAUCAUCGUGCAGCCCUACUUCUGGGGAGCCGAGCGGCUGCCUUCCGAGGCGGCCUCGGAUGGCGCCGGGGUGUUCCCGGCGGACGAGGUGGACUUGCUCUGGCCGUUCGUGACGGCGGGGCAGGCCGGCAACGAUGACCCCCGGCUCAGCCCUCCCGACGAGGAGAUCGCGUCGCUGAUGUGCAGGCGCGUCCUGGUGGCCGUGGCGGAGAGGGACAUCCUGCGGGAACGCGGGUGCCGCCUGUUCGCCGGCAUCCGCGACUACUACGCGCGCACCGGCGGCGAGGCGACGCUGGUGGAGUCGGAGGGCGAGGACCACGGCUUCCACCUCUACAGCCCGCUGCGCGCCACCAGCAGGAGGCUCAUGUCGAGCAUCGUGGGCUUCAUCAACCAGCCGCCGGCGCCGGAGCUCAACGGCGGCUUGCAUUGGCAUGCAUGGGAGGGUAAGAAGAUUAACAGGAUAUCGACGAUGACGACGGCUCCAACUCCAAAGCCUAUGAUACUAGGCGUGCCUCGCCGGCCGUUUAGGGACGUAUUUGGCUAUGGGAUGGACAUGAAACAUCAUUGCAGUGGCUCGAGCUCGACGACCUGCAUGGCAUCAACAAUUGGAGGACGUGGCAAAGCUGCUUCGUCCAAGAACAACUAUGGGCUCUUUUCGGGCCCAGUGUGGCCUAAUAAGGCCUACAAGAAGGGGCGGCCAGCGGCAGCAGCAGCAGCACUUCCCGGAACUCAUCAUGUUAUCUAGAACUUCUUCUAGAGCAUGAAAGAGACAUAUAUAUAUGUUCCAAAACAUGUGGUAAUAAUUAAGGGCUGUCUUCACCAAAGAUAGUGUACUUGUACUAUUGUAUAUUAUAUUAAUAAAUAAAGGUGAAGGAUUGUA